ACGAAGCGAGGUGAGGCGAGCCGAGGCAGACGCGCCCCUUCCACGGGAGCGCGGCGUCUCCUGCUCCCCGUCCUGCGGAAGGCGGCGUCUCCUCCGGCGACGACCGCCUUCCCCUCCUCCAGCGACGAUCGCCUUCCCCUCCUCCGGCGAAGCGCGGUGUCUUCUCCUCCCGUGACGGCUCCCUGAAUCCGCCGCGCCGCGCGUUUCUCGGCUCGCGUGUGGAGCGCAGGAGCGAUUCCGGCGGCGGGGGAGGGGUGGCCGCGGCUGCUGUCGGGGGUCAAUUCUCACCGUACGCUUCGGUCUUCCUUUGCUGUCGCAUGGACUUCGGGUGUGCCGGUGGUGGCCACUGCCGUGGGAUCGAGUCACCCAGCUCCUUGUAGCCGUGGACUUUGGGUGUGCCGGUGAUGACUACUGCCGUGGGCUAGAGGUGUUGUCCCUGAUACGAAUUCGUUAUCAAGCAAUUAGGGAUCAAAUAUGGCGUCAUGCCAAGAAUGAAAGCGGGCUGAGAGAGAGGCCGGGAAGAAAGUUGCACAGGCUUUCAAGGAAGGAGCUAUUUGGAGGUUGAAGUUGCGUAUUCUUACUUGGUUAAUGUGGAUUUUGCUAUGCGCUGAGUGGAUAUCAACAAACCGGGUACAUGAUGGUCUGCGCAUGGCAAUUCUAGCAGCGCCAUGGACAAUCGGUAUUUUGUAUUGCUCUACGGAUUGGGUCCGAGAUGUUUGCUGGGUUCUUAUGCUGUACAUUUGGCCUCAAUGGAUGCUGAACCUAAUACCCGGAGAGGGAUCAGUGAGACAGUAUCUGAACAAGUAUGGAGUUGUUGAUACGCACCCAAUUGAGGGUGGUGGUUCAGCGGUCAUCUGCACCAAGUAUGGUAGAAAUCUGUGGUCAGGGUUUAUUAAGGUGAUAACUGAUGCUCAUAACCGGCACCAAAGUUGGGGCGGGCAAUUCACUAUGGAGGAUCUAAGGAUGAGUGGACACCGCUGCCGCAUUAAGCGUGAACCCAUGUGCGAUGGAAGUUUUGCCAAUCUGCUAUUAGAUCUGUCCAUGUUGGCUAGGCUAUUGCUGGUAGAUGAAUUCAGAGAUUCCCAAGGAUAUCCAAUUAGUUAUAUCCAGGAAUUGUACAACUUGAUGGUCUCCCCUACAGUUGGUUCAUGUCCUUCAAAGGCAAAGAAGGAAAAGUUCCUUAAAUUCCUGCACAACCAUCCAGCAGUCAAGUCACCAAGAGCAGUCACGAUCCUCAUAAGUGCAGUCUUCCAAGCCUAUAAAUCAAUGGGUCAAAUAGAGAAACAGAAAGUUGAUGACCUUGUGGCUAAGACCAAGCUUACUACUAAGGAUUGGAGGGUAGACGCUGCGUUGAACUCGUUACUUAACAAGGUGUUGCUAUUCAAGUACAACGACCCCAAUAACACUCUGACCAGUUAUGCUCCCAAUUCGUGUGACCUUUUUAGGUUCUUACGGAACUUCCAGCAGCAUGGCGGGGAUGCCAAUCAGGGUGAUAAAAAACAAAACAUCUCUAACCUUGAGGAACUGGAGUAUAUUGCUUCAUACAUAUUUCCAACUUUCAUAUCUACGCUUAUUGAAUAUCUUGUUAUGGUGUUGGAUAUGCAGGGGAUGUUACAAUAUGCUUGGGAGAACUACACGUGUUCAGCUUAGAGACUCACAGUAAUGAAAGAGAGAACACUAAGUGAGAAGCGAUUAUCAAGGACAUGAGACCUGGGCAUGUGGUUGAAAUUGCAGAGAACAAGUGAGAAGCGAUUGGCAUGCAGGCCUGGACAUAUUCUGAGUUGACGAAGAAUUAGUUGUUAGCACUCAAUUGCAGAGCGAUCAGAUUAGCUUUUCUUGUCCUGAUGCAGGGUAUAUCGUCUGUUUAGAUGUAUGUGCUUAUUUUUGGUCACUCACCAUUGCUUCGGUUAGCACUCGGUCUGUUUCAGACUAAUAGAAUUAGAUGUUAGCACGCUGUCUUAGUUUUGGUCACUGACCAUUGCUUCGGUUAGCACUCAAUCUGUUUCAGACAUCUAGAAUUAGCUUUUAGCAUGCUGUAUGACUAGGCUCUCUUGAAUGAGGACACUGCCCCUCUUUUAGCACUACGCUGCUUUGUUACUGGUCAAUGGAAGUACUUGUUUUCGGUCACUGACCGUUGGUUCUACUUUGUAUGAACUCCUAUCUUUUUCAUGACGCUGGCUGUUGCUUGUUAUUGGUCAA
This is a messenger RNA of Triticum dicoccoides, 2199 nucleotides long. RefSeq lists its product as uncharacterized. The coding region runs from base 589 to 1650 and encodes 353 amino acids. The record is from RefSeq and is a predicted model, not a curated record. NCBI's taxonomy places the organism in Eukaryota, Viridiplantae, Streptophyta, Magnoliopsida, Poales, Poaceae. The transcript is spliced from 8 exons.